AUGGGAAUUAAAUUUUUAGAGGUAAUCAAGCCAUUCUGUGCUGUACUACCAGAAAUCCAAAAACCAGAAAGAAAGAUUCAAUUUAGAGAAAAGGUGCUAUGGACAGCCAUCACGCUAUUCAUUUUUUUGGUGUGCUGCCAGAUUCCACUUUUUGGCAUCAUGUCAUCGGACUCUGCUGAUCCCUUCUACUGGAUGAGAGUCAUUCUGGCUUCCAACAGAGGUACGCUGAUGGAGCUGGGUAUUUCACCCAUUGUCACAUCAGGCCUCAUCAUGCAGCUUUUGGCUGGGGCAAAGAUUAUUGAAGUUGGCGACACUCCUAAAGACAGAGCACUGUUCAAUGGAGCACAGAAAUUGUUUGGUAUGAUCAUUACUAUUGGACAAGCUAUUGUGUAUGUGAUGACUGGCAUGUAUGGAGAUCCUUCUGAGAUGGGAGCUGGGAUUUGCCUAUUGAUUAUUAUCCAGCUUUUUGUCGCUGGUCUGAUCGUGCUGCUCCUGGAUGAGCUGCUGCAGAAAGGUUAUGGUCUCGGCUCUGGGAUUUCUCUCUUCAUCGCAACCAACAUCUGUGAAACUAUUGUGUGGAAAGCUUUUAGCCCUACAACCGUCAACACUGGCAGAGGCACUGAGUUUGAGGGCGCCAUCAUUGCCUUGUUUCAUUUGCUGGCUACACGUACUGAUAAAGUGCGUGCUCUGAGAGAAGCCUUCUACAGACAAAACCUGCCCAACCUCAUGAACCUCAUCGCAACUGUCUUUGUCUUUGCAGUAGUCAUAUACUUCCAGGGCUUCAGAGUUGACUUGCCCAUCAAGUCUGCUCGCUAUCGUGGCCAAUACAACACCUACCCUAUCAAACUUUUUUACACUUCCAACAUUCCCAUCAUUCUGCAGUCCGCUCUGGUCUCAAAUUUGUAUGUUAUUUCUCAAAUGUUAUCGACACGAUUCAGUGGGAACUUCCUGGUCAACCUCCUGGGAACCUGGUCUGAUGCCACGAGUGGUGGACCAGCACGUGCUUACCCAGUAGGCGGUCUUUGCUACUACCUUUCUCCUCCGGAGUCCUUCGGUUCUGUUUUAGAUGACCCUGUUCAUGCUGUAAUCUACAUCGUUUUUAUGUUGGGCUCUUGUGCAUUUUUCUCCAAAACUUGGAUUGAAGUCUCAGGAUCCUCUGCCAAAGAUGUGGCAAAGCAGCUGAAGGAACAGCAGAUGGUUAUGAGAGGACACAGAGAAACCUCAAUGGUCCAUGAGCUAAACAGAUAUAUACCCACAGCGGCAGCCUUUGGUGGCCUCUGUAUAGGAGGAUUGUCUGUCAUGGCUGACUUUUUGGGUGCCAUUGGGAACCCAACAACCAUGUCGUACUGUAGAGCAGAAGGCAAAGAUCGCAUCAUUUUUGUGACCAAGGAAGAGCACGAGUUACCAAGCAAUGCUGAACUGGUUGCUGAUGACCCCAACGAUCCUUAUGAAGAACAAGGUCUGAUUCUACACAAUGGAGACAUCAACUGGAAUUGCCCCUGUCUGGGUGGAGGGCAAAGAAAGAAUGACAAAUGCACAGCUCAGCAAUCCCAGCAAGUGGAAACCUCUUACUUCUGCACUGGUGGAGACUUGCCCAAAGUUCAGCUGCCUUACCAAACUGUAGCUGGAAAAAUUCCACGGAAACUAGAGAUAGAGCGACGCCGGAGGGAAUACUCACAGUUAAAUUUUGAACAACUCCUGGACGUAAAUGGCAUUAACUCUGAAAGUAUAAUAAGUAGUAAUGACUGCGUCUUGUCUUGGUCACCUUACCUUCCACUGGAGAUAUUUGACAAUGAAGAAUUUGACUGUCGAAGCCCAGAAGACUGGCUUUCUCUGGGUAUCAGUGAAGAAUCAGGUGAUCGGAAGCCUAUUCCAGCCAAAGCGCUCCUGCCACUUAAGGCCAUUUCCUUUGGAACAACCCAGGAAUAUGACUGGCAUCUGGUUGGUGUUCUCGAUUACAACAAGGAGACAUCACUUUUGGAAGACUGUGUAAAGCGAGUGGAAGAGGAGAUCCAACUAGACUACAGCAGGACUAUGAAUCGCAUCACGUUUGAGAAAGUUGUGAUGAGUCAUAAGCCAAAGAAAAACACAUUUUUUCUUGUGAAACUGGUUUUGGACUCAAACGGGGUUUGUUAUAGCACUCCUCUUGAGAGCUUUCCAUCAUCACUCGUCAAGUUGUUUGACAAUGCAAUUCUGAGCACAAAUAAUGUACCACGAGUUGAAAAGUUUGUGAUGGAAAACCUCAUCUUUGCGCCAGUUAUUUUACUCGAAUCUGUGCAUUCGUGGGAACAAGAAGUAAAUGCUCAAAGAAAGAAGAUCCACAUGGCUCUUUCACAGGCGGCCCUUCCCUUGAGGGCCUAUGCAGCCAAGUUUGUCAAAUAUUUGGAUCUGCAUAACCAAGAUAUUCAGACACUGCUCAAAUCUAGUUCACAGACAGAGCUGACAUCUCAGACGGUGUUAAAAGAGAUGUUGGUUGCUCAAUUUGAGACUUUUGGUGACAUGGACAACGCACACGACUUGGCCAAUAAGGUGAAACAUACAAGGCAGCAGCUGAAGGGAUGUCAGGCCAAGGCACAAACCUACAACAGCAGAGAGCGGCUGCUUGGGCUGACCUUAACAAACUACGAUCGUCUACAUCAUUUAGUGGAGGAAUUUCAGCCUUUUGAGGACCUGUGGACAACUACUUCCAACUGGUUUCGGUGGCAUGAGAGGUGGCUAAAUGACCCACUAUCGUCAAUUGACUGUGAACAGCUCGAGCGCAGUGUCACAGAAGCCAACAAGACCAUGCAUAAAUGUGUCAAAGUCUUUAAAGAUAAUCCAGGAUGUCAUAGGGUCGCAGCUAUUAUUCGGAGCAAAAUAGAAGAAUUCCGGCCUUACAUUCCUCUUAUUCAAGGACUAAACAACCCUGGAAUGAAGAGUCGCCACUGGGAGAAGCUUUCGAAGGAUAUUCACAUGAAGGUCCAAUUCCAAACCAAUCUAAACUUCUCACGCUGCCUCGAGAUUGGUUUGCAAAACUAUGUCCCUGAAAUCGAGCAAGUGGCUGAAGUGGCGGGAAAGGAAUAUGCCAUUGAACAGGCACUUGAUAAAAUUGCUAAUGAAUGGUCAACUGUUGUCUUUGAUGUGCUGCCAUAUAAGAACACAGGAACCUACAUUCUGAAAAGUCCAGAUGAAGCCUCACAAUUGCUUGACGACCACAUUGUUAUGAUUCAGAGCAUGUCAUUUUCACCGUACAAACAAUCUUUCGAAAGUCGCAUAGUCAACUGGGAGAGUAAACUGAAAAUGACUCAAGACGUUCUGGAGGAAUGGCUGACCUGCCAGCGUUCUUUGCUUUACCUUGAGCCCAUUUUUAGCUCCCCAGACAUCAACCAACAACUUCCAGCUGAAGCACACAAAUACCAGAAAAUCUCCACUGCAUUAUUAGAAGAAGUACAGAAAGGGCUCAUUGAAUACUUGGAAACAAAGCGACGUUCCUUUCCCAGAUUUUACUUCCUGUCGGACGAUGAGUUACUUGAAAUAUUAUCUCAGACCAAAGAUCCCACAGCUGUUCAGCCACAUUUACGCAAAUGUUUUGAGAACAUUGCACGGCUCAAAUUUCAACUGGACUUAAAAAUCACGAACAUGUACUCUGGAGAGGGGGAAGAAGUGAAGCUUUUCGUGUCGGUCCAGCCCUCUGGGGAUGUUGAGAACUGGCUCAGAAAUGUUGAGAGGUCAAUGAAGGCCACAGUGGUGAUUGCUGGCUGCCAGGUAUUUUGGACUGCAGAGGUAUCAGAAGCUAUUGAGAACGGAACCUUGGCUAGCCAUCUAUAUCCUCAACUUCAAACACAAUUGAGUAAUUUAGUCCAGCUUGUCCGAGGAGAUUUGUCCCGAAUGCAGAGGGCAGUUCUGUCUUCUCUUAUUGUCAUAGAAGUUCAUGCUAAGGAUGUUGCCGCUGAACUGGUUCAGCAAAACGUUUCAAGUAUUAAUGACUUUGAAUGGAUCAGCCAGCUUAGUGAAGCCAAAAUCCUAUCAAAAAAGAUUACAACUACGUUUAAGCUAUCCUCUGAACAACUUAGUUCACAGGAUCACUAUGACUUUGGUAUGAGGGCUGUAAAAACUGUGAUCUCAGCUGCAGGAAACCUCAAGAGAGAACAUCCUGAUAUGAAUGAAGAGUUAAUUUGUCUGCGGGCCAUUAAUGAUGUGAAUGUGCCAAAGUUUCUUCAAGAUGACUUGAAACUAUUCAAUGGGAUUGUAUCUGAUUUGUUCCCCAAGACAAAACAGGAGCCAAUCAAUUAUGGAACACUGGAGAAAUCCAUGCGGAGAGUUUGUGUUGAAAAGAACUUGAAAGAUGUGGACGGGUUUAUUCAUAAAUGUAUUCAGCUUUAUGAAACUACAGUAGUCAGACAUGGCCUCAUGCUUGUUGGGCCAUCGGGAUCAGGUAAAACCAGGUGUUAUGAGAUUCUGGGCGCUGCCUUAACAGCUUUAAAGGGCCAGCCUUCAGUGAGCGGUGGAGAGUAUGAGGCAGUUCAUACAUAUGUUCUCAAUCCAAAGUCCAUCACCAUGGGACAGCUUUAUGGGGAGUAUGACUUGCUCACACAAGAAUGGACAGAUGGAAUCCUUUCAGCUCUUGUUCGUGGAGGGGCGUCAUCCAUGGACAAGGAGAAAAAGUGGUACAUGUUUGAUGGUCCAGUGGAUGCUGUGUGGAUUGAGAACAUGAACACAGUACUGGAUGACAAUAAAAAACUCUGCCUCAGCUCAGGCGAAAUCAUAAAGCUCUCAGAUGUGAUGACCAUGAUGUUUGAGGUGCAAGACUUGGCCGUGGCUUCACCGGCGACAGUUUCCCGGUGUGGUAUGGUUUAUUUGGAGCCUAGUAUUCUUGGCCUCACUCCCUUUACCGAAUGUUGGCUGAAGCAGAUUCCUGAGGCAAUAAAACUACACACGGACCAGCUUACUUCCCUUUUCUCCCGGUUCCUCAAGCGGCUUGUGCUGGACUUCAUUAAGAGCCAGAUCCCUGACUCCAUCAGAUUUGUUCGUGAGCAAGUUAAAGAGGUUGUCACAUCUCUUGACAGCAACCUAACUUGUAGUCUUCUUAAACUUAUGGACUGCUUUUUUCAACCUUUCAACCCUAAAGAGAGUGCACGAUCACCACCUCAGCACAAAGUGGAGCGCCUAAAGAAAGUGAUUGAGCCUUGGUUUUUCUUCUCUCUGGUGUGGAGUGUUGGAGCCACAGGAGAUGCAACCAGCUACCAGCUCUUUAGCAGCUGGCUCAGAGAGAAAAUGGCUGAAGAGCGAAUUGAGUUAUGUUUCCCAGCUGAUGGUUUGGUUUAUGACUACAAGCUCAACGAUGGUGGAAUAAGUAACUUUGAGGAAGAUGAGGACGAUCCAAACAAGAGCAAAGUGCUGUCUAUUGGCCCAACGGGAACUGGGAAAACCCUAACUAUUUCAGAUAAACUGCUCCGAAACAUGUCAGCAGACUUCAUCACCCAUUUUCUCAUGUUCUCUGCUCGCACUUCAGCAAACCAGACUCAAGAUUACAUUGAUAGCAAACUAGACAAAAGGCGGAAAGAUGUGUUUGGGCCUCCAAAGGGAAAGUAUUUCAUUUUCUUCAUUGAUGACCUAAACAUGCCAAUGUUAGAAACAUAUGGGGCUCAACCGCCUAUUGAGCUUCUCCGCCAGUGGAUUGACUAUGGGGGCUGGUAUGAUAGGAAGCAGAUAGGCACAUUUAGACACCUGGUAGAUAUCAAUCUUGCCUGUGCCAUGGGGCCUCCUGGUGGAGGACGAAAUCCCAUCUCACCACGAUUCUCCCGGCACUUCAAUCUUUUGUCUUUUACUGAAAUAGAUGAUGCCAGCAAGAGGCACAUUUUCACCACUAUCCUAGGCAGCUGGAUGGUUCCAGCCAUCCAGUCUCUGAACGAGGCUCUUGUUGAGGCAACUAUUAAAGUCUACACUACAAUAACAUCUCAGCUUCUUCCAACUCCAGCCAAAUCUCAUUACACGUUUAACCUCAGAGACCUGUCCAAGGUUUUUCAGGGCAUUCUCAUGGCUAAUGCUGGCACUAUUGAGGAGAAACCACAGUUACUCCAGUUGUGGUACCAUGAAAGCUGCCGGGUUUUUCAGGACCGUCUAGUGUGUGCUGAGGACAGAGAGUGGUUCGGUGCACUGCUGAAAGAAUGUGUAGAGAAGUUUGAGUGCAAUUUUGAAGAGGUUUUCACAUGUCAGCCAGUUUUAUUUGGAGACUUCAUGAUUCCUGGAGCUUACCCUAAAGUGUAUGCUCGAAUUGAUGACAAGGAAAAGUUAGUAAAAGUGAUUGAGGAGAACCUGGAAGACUAUAAUUCAAUAAGCAAAAAUAAAAUGAAACUAGUACUUUUCAUGGACGCUAUAGAACAUGUGUGCCGAAUCAGCCGUAUCCUGCGCCAGCCUUUGGGCAAUGCUCUUUUACUGGGUGUAGGUGGCAGUGGUCGCCAGUCCUUGACCAAACUGGCCUCUUUCAUGUCAGACUAUGAAUGUUUUCAGAUUCAGCUGUCCAAAAACUAUGGCCUAUCUGAAUGGAAAGAAGACCUGAAAGGUAUUAUGAUGAAGGCAGGCCUUCAAAACCAGUCAAUCACUUUCCUUUUUGUUGAUACACAGAUAAAAAGUGAAUCAUUCCUGGAAGAUAUCAAUGGCAUCUUAAACUCUGGAGAUGUUCCCAAUCUGUAUGCUUCUGAGGAGGAGGAACAAAUACUUGCUGCAAUGAAGCCAGUACUUCUAGAACUGGGUCAGCAGCCAACUAAGGCCAAUCUCAUGGCUGCAUACCUUAUGAAGGUCCGGAGCAACAUUCAUACAGUUCUGUGCAUGAGUCCUAUUGGGGAGGUGUUCCGUGCACGUCUUAGGCAAUUCCCAUCACUGGUCACUUGUUGCACUAUUGACUGGUUCAGUGCCUGGCCGGAGGAGGCUCUUGAGGCUGUAGCUUCAACAUUUCUUAAUGAGAUUCCCACUUUAGAAGCCAGCGGAGAAACCCUGAAAGGAUUGACUCAGAUGUGUGUGAAGAUCCACCAAACAGUAGCCAAGAAAUGUGACCAAUUCAGGGUUGAACUUUCACGACACAACUAUGUGACACCUAAAAGCUAUUUAGAAUUGCUCCAAGUUUUCUCAAAACUCACAUCACGUAAAAAGAAUGACCUAAUGAAUGCACGGCAGCGCAUGAAAACUGGACUGGACAAGCUACUCAGCACAGCCGAAGAUGUGAGUAAGAUGCAGAUAGAUCUGGAAAAAAUGAGGCCAAGUUUGGAAGAGGCUGCUCGGGAAACUGAGGUCACAAUGGAGACAAUUAAAAAAGACACAGUAAUUGCAGAGGAGACACGCAAAUCGGUUCAGGAAGAAGAAACUAAAGCACAGGCGAAAGCGCAGAAAGCAGAGGCCAUUUCGGCUGAUGCCCAGAGAGACUUGGAUGAAGCUUUACCAGCCCUGGAUGCUGCACUCACAAGCCUUAAGUCCCUCAACAAAAAUGACGUCACAGAGGUUCGAGCAUUGCAGCGACCUCCUCCUGGUGUAAAGCUGGUUAUUGAGGCUGUUUGUAUUAUGAAAGGCAUUAAACCUAAGAAGAUACCUGGAGAGAAACCUGGUACCCAAAUCAAUGACUAUUGGGAAGCAGGAAAAGGUCUGCUGAAAGACCCUGGGAAAUUUUUGGAUGGUCUUUUCCAUUACGAUAAGGACAAUAUUCCAGACUCUGUGAUACAGCUCAUCCAGCCAUACAUGGAUAAUGAGCAAUUUCAACCAGAAGCUAUUGCCAAAGUUUCUAAAGCAUGUACUUCCAUCUGCCAGUGGGCCAGGGCUAUGUAUGUGUAUCAUUUUGUGGCAAAAGCAGUCGAGCCUAAAAGGCAAGCUCUUGAGGAGUCCAGGGAAGACUUGGCUGUGACUCAACGGAUUUUAGAUGACUCCAAAGCAAAGCUGGCUGCUGUUGAGGGUGGAAUUGCUCAUUUACAAGCCAAGUAUGAGGCCUGCGUUGCAAAGAAGAAAAAACUGGAGUAUGAGUAUGAUCUGUGUGAAAAACGGCUUGUUCGUGCAGAUAAACUCAUAGUAGGACUUGCUGAUGAGAAGGUGCGCUGGAAGGAAACAGUGCAAAACUUGGAUUACAUGGUUAAUAAUGUGACAGGAGAUGUGCUUCUGUCGGCUGCGUAUGUAGCGUACUUGGGACCCUUUACAGGGGAGUAUAGGGCGGCUAUGGCUGAGGAAUGGCUCAACUGUUUCAAACAGUUUAAUGUUCCUCACACUACGGAACCCAACUUAAUCAGCACACUUGGAGAUCCAGUCAAAAUUCGCUCAUGGCAGAUUGCAGGAUUGCCUAAGGAUAAUUUGUCGGCAGAGAACGGUGUGAUUACCCAGUGUUCUUUGCGGUGGGCUCUCUUUAUUGAUCCUCAAGGUCAAGCAAAUAAGUGGAUUAAAAACAUGGAACGAGAAAACGGACUUGAGGUUAUGAAGCUUAGUGACAGUGACUUUCUGCGCAGUCUCGAGAAUGCGAUACGUAUUGGCAAACCCGCUCUCCUAGAGAACGUGGGAGAGGAACUGGAUCCUACCUUGGAACCUGUUUUGCAAAAGCAGACCUUUAAGCAGUCAGGCAUCACAAUGCUGAAGCUUGGUGAUUCUGUAAUACCAUAUCAGGAAAACUUCCGAAUGUACAUUACUACAAAGCUCCCAAAUCCACACUACUCACCAGAAGUCUCCACCAAAAUCACACUGAUCAAUUUCACCUUAUCUCCAAGUGGAUUGCAGGACCAGUUGCUUGGCCAAGUUGUUGCUAAAGAGUGUGCAGACUUAGAAGAAGCCAAAAAUCAACUGAUUAUUAGCAAUGCUGAAAUGAAGCAGGAGCUAAAAGAGAUUGAAGAUGAGAUUCUUAUGCUACUCAGCUCAACUGAAGGAAAUCCAGUGGACAAUGAAGAUCUUAUUCAAGUAUUAGGAGCUUCCAAAAUCAAAGCAGGAGAAAUCAAGGCUAAAGUGGUAGCUGCUGAAAAAACGGAACGUGAAAUUGAUGCAACACGUUUGGAAUAUGUUCCUGUGGCAGAGCGGACCCAGAUCCUGUUUUUCUGUGUCUCAGACCUCUCCAGUGUAGAUCCAAUGUAUCAAUAUUCUUUGGAGUGGUUCCUUGGCAUCUUUGUAUCGGCCAUUGCAAACUCUAUGAAAGCAGAAACAGUAAAGCAAAGAAUUGUCAAUAUAAAUGAAUAUUUCACAUUCAGCUUGUACAACAAUGUGUGUCGCAGUUUGUUUGAGAAGCACAAGCUUAUGUUUUCCUUCCUCUUGUGUGCACAAAUCCUGAUGAAUAAGAAACACAUUGAUUUGACUGAAUGGCGUUUUCUGUUAUCUGGAGGUAUGCCAACAAAAGAGCUUCCAAACCCUGCAGUGAGUUGGUUGUCAGAGCGAACCUGGCAGGACAUCUUGGGCCUGAGUAACCUACAGAACUUCAGCAAUUUAGCAGCGAGUUUCCCGCAGCACCUGAAAGGAUUUAAAAUCAUAUUUGACAGCAACCAACCGCACAGGGAGCCUUUGCCAGGAGUGUGGAACACAAGCCUGAACUCAUUUCAAAAGCUUUUGGUGUUACGCUGUUUGAGGGCUGAUUGUCUCAUUCAGGGAUUACAGGACUUUGUGGCUGAUAAACUGGGGCAGCAAUUUAUAGAACCCCAGACAUCAGAUUUAUCUGAAGUUUUCAAAGAGUCGUCCCACAUCACUCCUCUUAUAUUUGUAUUGUCCCCUGGCACUGACCCUGCAGCAGACCUGUACAAGUUUGCUGAUGUCAUGCAAUUCUCCAAGAAGAUGAGUGCCAUCUCCCUCGGCCAAGGCCAGGGCCCCUGGGCUGAGACAAUGAUGCAUGCUGCUAUGUUAAAAGGGCAUUGGGUCUUCUUCCAAAACUGCCAUCUGGCCCCAAGCUGGAUGCCCUCACUAGAAAGACUGAUUGAACAUGUCGACCCUGGAAAGGUUCACAAGGACUUCCGUUUGUGGCUCACCAGUCUUCCCAGCAACAAGUUUCCUGUCUCUAUUCUCCAAAAUAGUUCUAAGAUGACCAUUGAGCCCCCAAGAGGAAUCAAAGCCAACCUUCAGAGAACUUACCUCAAGCUUACAAAUGACUUCAUCAACUCUUCUACAAAGAUGCAUCACUUCAAGCCUUUGCUCCUCUCGCUGUCUUUGUUUCAUGGGAUUGCAUUGGAGAGAAGAAAGUUUGGUUCUUUAGGAUUCAAUAUUCCCUAUGAGUUCACAGAUGGAGAUUUGAACAUUUGCAUUAGCCAACUGAAAAUGUUUCUGGAUGAGUAUCAGAAUGUUCCUUACAAGGUGUUGAAAUACACGGCUGGGGAGAUAAAUUAUGGCGGCAGGGUGACGGACGACUGGGACCGGCGCUGUCUGCUCAGUAUUCUGGAGGAUUUCUAUUGUCCUGCUGUCCUUGAGACUGAGCAUGUCUACUCUCCUUCUGGAGUUUAUCGACAGAUUGACACAAAUCUAGAUGUGAAGGGCUACUUGUCAUACAUCAGUGGAUUGCCUAUCAAUGACACUCCAGAGAUCUUUGGUCUCCAUGACAACGCUAACAUCAGCUUUGCCCAAAAUGAAACUUUUACCCUGCUGGGGACUGUUGUUCGCCUCCAGCCUCGAUCUUCGUCUGCAGGCGGGAAAACACUUGAAGAGAUUGUAGAAGACAUUGUUACUGGCAUUAUGGAAAAGAUCCCUCCAGCGUUCAGUGUAAAAGAGGUGAUGGCCAAGUACCCUGUUCUAUACGAGGAGUCCAUGAACACUGUGCUCAUCCAGGAGGUCAUUAGGUACAACAAGCUGUUGGCGGUCAUCUCAAGAAGCCUCAGAGAUAUAAAAAAGGCGCUCAAAGGUUUGGUGGUGAUGUCCUCAGAACUGGAGCGUAUGGCCAACAGCCUCUUCAUUAACAUGGUACCCGAAAUGUGGAAGGCCAAGGCUUACCCGUCACUAAAACCUCUGGCCUCAUGGGUGUCAGACCUGCUUCAAAGGACCAGUUUCCUGCAGCAGUGGAUCUCCAAUGGCAUUCCCCCUGUCUUUUGGAUUAGUGGAUUCUUCUUUCCCCAAGCCUUUCUCACUGGAACCCUUCAGAAUUAUGCCCGGCGAUCAAGCACAUCCAUUGACACAAUUGAUUUUGAUUUUGAGGUAAUAACUACAUCUGUGUCAGAGAUAAAAGAGAAGCGAGACACAGGCUGUUAUAUUCAUGGACUAUUCCUGGAAGGGGCUCGUUGGGAUCAUGAGGAAGGCCGGCUGGCACAGUCCAGGCCCAAAGAGCUCUACACAGAAAUGGCUGUCCUUGGGCUUAUUCCAACAGCCAAUCGGAAUGCCCCGACCUCAAACAUCUACGUGUGCCCUAUCUACAAGACCCUCACUCGUGCUGGAACUUUAUCGACAACGGGACAUUCCACUAACUAUGUGAUGGCUGUUGAGCUGCCUACUGACCAGACUCAAAGGCACUGGAUCAAAAAAGGGGUGGCCCUCGUCUGCGCGUUAGAUUACUGA
Messenger RNA from Knipowitschia caucasica, 11460 nucleotides. Lineage: Eukaryota; Metazoa; Chordata; Actinopteri; Gobiiformes; Gobiidae. The record is from the annotation of a GenBank genome assembly.